Mandrillus leucophaeus (drill) is the source of this 1745-nucleotide messenger RNA. It is a transcript of the gene EVI2A, whose product is annotated as ecotropic viral integration site 2A. Lineage: Eukaryota; Metazoa; Chordata; Mammalia; Primates; Cercopithecidae. The transcript is spliced from 2 exons. Bases 395 to 1105 code for a protein of 236 amino acids. Gene Ontology annotation, cellular component: membrane. The record is from RefSeq and is a predicted model, not a curated record.
CUUUUGAAUGACACUAAAGCAUGUAGCAGGCCUAUAGAAUGAGCAUACUGUCAAACGGCAUUAAGUGGAAAACCCUCCCUGUUCUGGAGGCGGGGAUUUGUUCUACAAAGCCUCCUGUCAUGCCAGUGGCCAACUAGACGAGUUGGAGUUUUUUCGUUUUUUUUCCCCCCCGUGACAUGUGCUUUAGUUGCAGUGGAAAGGAAAUGUGUCAUCUGUGGUUUGGUUUUAAAAGUGGAAAACUAGCUGCACAUAUCCUUUUUUUUACUGCAGAUUUACUUUAAGGCUCAUAUUCUCCAAGUCUAUUCUGCUUUAAAUAAGAAGACAAGAAAAGAAGUGGUUUAUCAAAAUCACGUUAUAAUCAGAUUUUGACCAAGCAUUUUGUAAGAUUACCAGUAUGCCCAUGGACAUGGAACACACAGGACAUUACCUACAUCUUGCCUUUCUGAUGACAACAGUUUUUUCUUUGUCUCCUGGAACAAAAGCAAACUAUACCCAUCUGUGGGCUAACAGUACUACUUCCUGGGAUUCAGUUAUUCAAAAUAAGACAGGCAGAAGCCAAAAUGAAAACAUUAACACAAACCCUAUAACUCCUGAAACAGAUUAUAAAGGUAAUUCUACAAACAUGCCUGAAACAUCUCACAUCGUAUCUUUAACUUCUAAAUCUGAACAGGAGCUUUAUAUACCUUCUGUCGUCAGCAACAGUCCUUCAACAGUACAGAGCAUUGAAAGCACAAGUAAAAGUCAUGGUGAAAUUUUCAAAAAGGAUGUCUGUGCGGAAAACAACAACAACAUGGCUAUGCUAAUUUGCUUAAUUAUAAUUGCAGUGCUUUUUCUUAUCUGUACCUUUCUAUUUCUAUCAACUGUGGUUUUGGCAAACAAAGUCUCAUCUCUCAGACGAUCAAAACAAGCAGGCAAGCGUCAGCCUAGAAGCAAUGGUGAUUUUCUGGCAAGCGGUCUAUGGCCCGCUGAAUCAGACACUUGGAAAAGAACAAAACAGCUCACAGGACCCAACCUAGUGAUGCAAUCUACUGGAGUGCUCACAGCUACAAGAGAAAGAAAAGAUGAAGAAGGAACUGAAAAACUUACUAACGAACAGAUGGGUUAGUGAAGAAAAAUGCAAAGUAGCAAUGAGAAGGGUUAUGGAGUAAAAAUGAAGUCAGUUGGUAUUUAAUCUCAAAGUGUUGUUCUGAUGAUCUAAAAUUUGACAUGGUAGACCUUGUAAUUUGGAAUCAAGUGGGUGAGACAGAAAGAAGUAUGCCUGCUUAAUUACUUAAACUGUGUACUUUUGUUUUGACACUGAAUAUUUUAAACAGCAAAUAAUAAAAUAACUAAGCAUUUGAGCAAAGUUUUAAGAAUAAAUUGAGGAAACUGAUUAACAGAGAUAGAAAGAGAUAACUGAAUAAAUAUUCCCUAUGUAGCAAUAGUGGUUAGAUGACCUUUGUCUGAAUGUAAUUAAACUUUGAAGAGUUUUAGUGUCCUUAAAGCCAAGUAUAUGCUUUAACAUCAAAUGGAAGUCAAAUUCCUAAUGCAAAGAUAGAGCUAAACUGUGCAAUUUAAUGGUACCUUCUUUGCUGGAUGUGGCAGAAUCCACACCAGCUUAUCAAUCAACACAGCUAAUUUUAGCCUAGAUGCUUUUAUCUUUCAUAUGGCACACGUAAGAAAGUGUUUUUCUACUAUUAAUAUUAAAUUAAAACCUUUAAUUUUGUAUAAUAAAUUAAAACUCAGAAUAAACCUGUGACUAUGUA